This is a messenger RNA of Mercurialis annua (annual mercury), 4120 nucleotides long. RefSeq lists its product as uncharacterized. The transcript has 4 exons. The record is from RefSeq and is a predicted model, not a curated record. Bases 1364 to 4120 code for a protein of 918 amino acids. NCBI's taxonomy places the organism in Eukaryota, Viridiplantae, Streptophyta, Magnoliopsida, Malpighiales, Euphorbiaceae.
UAGAAAUCUUCAUAUUUGCGACGGAAAUUUGCGACGGAUUGAUAAUCCGUCGCUAAUUUUAUAUUUUCGCGACGGACUCUGCGACGGAAUGCUUAUCCGUUGCAAAUUAUCUUGAAAAGAAUGGCGGGAAAGCUCCCGCCAAGUUCGCGACGGACUGUCCGUCGCAAAGCCGUCGCUUUUUUGGCGGGAGCUUUCCCGCCUUGUGUUUUGUUUAAGAAGUUUGCGACGGAUGAAUUUGUCCGUCGCGAAUAUUUAUGUUGAAUGAAACGAAUCGUUUCAUUCAACAGCUUUGCGACGGAAAAAAAUCACCGUCGCAAACUUUCAAAACGUUUUGCGACGGAAUUAUGUUUCCGUCGCAAAAUGUGCAUCAAUGAAACGGUUCGUUUCAUUUAAAGCACAUUUUGCGACGGAAACAUAAGUCCGUCGCAAAACGUUUACCCUAAUAAAAAACCGAUUAGAACAAAACGCUCUCCAUUUUUACAAAACAAAAGAAAAAAUUGCCGUUCACUGUCGCCUGCGCCACGCCGUUCACUGUCGCCUGCACCACGCCGUUCACUGUCGCCACCACGCCGUUCCCUUUCUCAGCCGUUCACUGUCGCCACCACGCCGCCGACCGUUCCGUCCUCGCCACCACGCCGCCGUUCCCUCCUCUUCUCCGCCGUUUUCUUCAAUUUUUCCAGCGGCAUCCUCUUUCUCCGGCGCCGUCCUUCCCUUCCUCUCCGGCGUCCACCUGCUGCUUUAGCCCUUGAUAGCCCGCGCACCGUGGUACCGAUUGAUCCGGACGUUUCACCUUUUCUUUGCGGUUCUGCCCUUCAACAAGUAGGUUUUAUCGCUCAAUUAAUUUGAUUUAUUUUAGUUGGAAUAGAUUUUAUUUACGAUAAUCAACCUAAAUAAACCUCGAUUUUAUUCCCACCGAAUAAAAUCGUAAACCUAGCCGUAGAGUUCCCGUCCCGUGUGUUCAAGAGAUUGAACGACACGGGAUUGUACAGUUUGUACAGUUCGCAAAACUUGUGCUUCCGUAACUCGAUCACGAAAAACCAUAUAUGUCUAGUAGCGGUAGAAAAAUAUUCGGUUGUUUUCCAGCGUUUGUUCUCCGGGUGGAUGUUUAGUAUAUGUUUUGUAACGCUUAUUCCUCGAGGAAUAUAUAAUUAGCGUUACAACGCAUAUACUAAAUAUCGCACUAAAGGAGAACGACGCCGGAAGGCUGCCGAAUAUUUUUCUCCGUUGCUAGGCAUAUAUCGUGGCCGAGUUACGGGGCGCCUGUUUUGCGAAUGGGAUAGGGCCCUACCUUUUCAGCAGUCAAUUACAUUGACUUUGCUUAUCUCGAGUGAAAACCCCACCUCUAAUUAUCCGCGCUACAGAAAUGGAGACAGACCGCAGUUGGAUGUACAGGAGCCACACAAACGGGCUGCUAACCACAGGGUAUAAGGAGCAUGUGAAGGAGUUUGUCCGGUUUGCAUUACGGCAUCCGGCUUGUAUGAGUGGGGUACAGAUAAAAUGCCCCUGCCCUAAGAGAGGUUGUCGAAAUACAAGCUAUCGGGAUGUCGAUGAGGUGGAAUUCCAUCUAUUGAAGAAUGGGUUCGUGAAAGGUUACCAAGUAUGGGUUUUUCAUGGCGAAGGGAGCGUUUUGAACCCCCCUCCCCUUUCACAGUUACCAGAGCAGGAUGUUGAGUUCGACUAUGAAGAUGAGGGGCCAGGUGAGUUCAGUUCCGCUCAAAGAAUGAUUCUUGAUGCGGCCGGUCCAGAAAUAACGUUUCCUGAAGAUGAGCUCCCGAAUGCUGAAGCUCAAAAAUUUUAUGAUAUGAUGCGUGCGGCUGAAGAAGACAUAUGGCCUGGGAAUAGCAGACAUUCUCCAUUUUCUGCAUCUGCUAAAGUGAUGGAGAUCAAGUGUCGACAUAAGGGUUCGGUAGCUUUAGUUGACGACGUAUGCGGAUUGAUACAGGAGCUGCUCCCGGAGGACAACAAGAUGCCAACGAAUUUUGCUAAGAUUAAGAAGCUGGUCAAAGGUUUGGGGUUGCCGGUUGAGGUUAUUGAUUGUUGUUUCUAUAACUGUAUGAUUUAUUGGGGGGAGGACGCGGAUCUAACGCACUGCAAAGUUUGUAAUUAUGUGCGGUGGAAACCUGUGACCCAAGGAAAAUCCACAAAAAGAAAGGCUAACGUGCCAUAUAGUAAAAUGUUCUAUUUUCCAAUAACUCCGAGGCUACAGAGGUUGUACGCUUCGAAAGCCACUGCUCGGCAUAUGACCUGGCACGCAGACCACGAGAUGGAGGGUGAUAAGAUGUGCCACCCGUCCGACUCUCCGGCUUGGAAACGUUUUAGUGAACUGCAUUCUGAGUUUGCCGAUGAAGGGAGAAAUAUCAGAUUAGGCUUAUGCUCCGAUGGGUUUCAGCCAUUUACCAAUUUUGGGCAGCAGUAUUCCUCGUGGCCGGUCAUUUUGACGCCGUACAAUCUCCCCCCAGGCAUGUGCAUGAAGGAUGAGUUUAUGUUUUUAACGGUUUUGGUACCGGGGCCUAGAAACCCGAAACACCUAAUGGAUAUCUUCCUACAGCCGCUGAUUGCAGAGUUGAACCAACUGUGGAAAUGUGGAGUCCAGACAUAUGACGUUCAUAAGCGUCAGAAUUUUCAACUAAAAGCGGCUCUUAUGUGGACAAUAAAUGACUUUCCCGCUUAUUCUAUGUUGUCUGGUUGGAGCACUGCUGGUAGAAAAGCAUGCCCGUACUGCAUGGAAAACACUGAUGCAUUCACACUGGAUAAAAGCGGUAAACAAUCGUGGUUUGAUUGCCAUCGCAAGUUUUUGCCUCCGAAUCACCAAUUCCGUCGAAAUGUUACUGAUUUCCGUAAGGGGAAACGAGAGGUCGGCAAAAGGUUUGCAGGGGUGAGAACUGGAGAUGAACUGUUAGCAGAGAUUGAUCGACUGGGGUUUAAGAAGGCAUUUGAGCCUGGUGCAAAAGUUACUAAUGCAUUACUGUCAAAAGAUCAUGGGUGGAAUAAAAAAAGUAUCUUUUGGGAUUUGCCUUAUUGGAGAACGAAUGUAAUACGUCACAAUCUCGAUGUCAUGCACAUUGAGAAAAAUGUCUUCGAUAACAUUUUUAAUACCGUUCUCAAUAUCCCCGGGAAAACAAAAGACCAUGCAAAAUCUCGUGAAGAGUUGAACGACAUCUGUGAUCGGCCAGGGUUAGCUAAAGAUCCGGCAACUGGGCGAUUUCCAAAGGCAAUGUAUGCUUUGGAUAGGGAUUCAAAACGAGUUUUGCUUGAGUGGAUUCAGAAAAUAAAGUUUCCAGACGGGUACGCGUCAAACUUGUCUAGAUGUGUUGAUCUAAAGGGGUUGAAAAUGCAUGGAAUGAAAAGUCAUGACUGCCAUGUUUUUAUGCAACGACUUCUGCCAAUCGCCCUUCGGGAGCUACUUCCAAAAAACGUGUGGGAGCCUCUAACAGAGUUAAGUAUCUUCUUCAGGGAGUUAACUUCCACGUCACUGUCACAGGAAGAUCUAAACCGUAUGGAAACUGAGAUCCCAAAAAUCCUGUGUAAGUUGGAACGUAUAUUUCCACCCAGCUUUUUUGACUCUAUGGAGCAUCUCCCCGUGCAUCUUCCGUAUGAAGCUAUGAUGGCAGGACCGGUUCAGUAUCGCUGGAUGUAUCCAUUUGAAAGAUAUUUGAGGAAAUUGAAAAAAAAGGUCACUAAUAAAGGCAGGGUGGAAGGGAGCAUUAGUAGUGGAUAUCUGCAAGAAGAAAUCGCUAAAUUUGCAUCCUAUUAUUUUGCCGAAGGUGAUCCGAUGUUACCCGUGCGUUUGGGAAGAAAUGAAACUUGCGAUAUGGAUAUCGAUGACGAUGCCGACAGACUGGGAAUUUUUAAACCUAAGGGAAAGCCGUUGCGUGGUAGCGGUAGGAGAUAUCUUGAAGACGAUGAGAUCAUCGCUGCUCGGACCUAUAGUCGGGAAUCAUCCAGGGAGAAAUCGGAGAAAAACGGAAAAAUUAAAGUCAAGAAAAGCCCUCUUUCGAGUUCCCUCAGCCCCUUGCACUUGGGAGAGAACUGCAAAAGCACAAGGAGAAAUAGUAGAAACCUCUUAAAAGAGGUUGUUUGCGGUCGCAAGAGUCCAAAAAAAUCAAUGAAUGGAUACUAA